Metarhizium brunneum ARSEF 3297 is the source of this 1071-nucleotide messenger RNA. The record is from RefSeq and is a predicted model, not a curated record. Lineage: Eukaryota; Fungi; Ascomycota; Sordariomycetes; Hypocreales; Clavicipitaceae.
AUGUCUCUCAAAACACUGCUCCUCCUCGCGGCCGCGCAUCUCGCGCAGGCCGAUUCCUCCCACGCCCUCUUCUACAAGGUCGUCGACAGGGAAACAGCCCAGCGUAUAGCCUCAAUCAAGGGCCUUGCCGCAGCGGGCAACGACACCCCCGUGUCCAAAAACCAGGGCUUCUGGUUCUCCCACUUCACCGUCGGAGCGAGUCCAGACCUCGAAAUCCUCAUCGACACCGGCUCGUCGGACGCCAUCCUCAACCCAGGCGUAUACAAGCCCUCGCCGGGGUCCGUCAACGCCAACCGCCGCUUCAGAAUCUCCUACGCCACCACCAACCCGGACGGAUCGGGCACUCUGACCGCAUCCGGCAACGUCUACCAAGACGUCAUCACCCAGCUCUCAGCCAACCUCACCGUAGCCAACCAAACCCUAGGCGACAUCCAAGACCCAGCCUCACCACCGACCUUCCCGCGCGACGGCCUCAUCGGCUACGCCAGCCAGCAGGGCAGCGCCCUCCGCGGCUCCCCCUUCAUCAACAGCCUCUGCGACCAGGGCGCCCUGUCAACGUGCCGCUUCGGCCUCGCCCUACGGCCCAACAAGACCGGCGAACUGUACUACGGCACACUAGCAACCGACACCUUCACAGAGCCGCUCACCACGGUCCCCCUAACACAGGGCGAGUGGGCGGUACAAGGCGACGUGACGGUCGACGGGGCGGCGGUCCAGCACGGCGCCAGCAUCAUCACCGACUCCGGGACGACCGUCAUCUUCGGCCCCACGCACCGCGUCGCCGACGUCUUCGCGCGCGCCGGCGUCCAGGCCGUGCCCACGAGCACCGGCCUCGCGGGCUACUACAACUGCAGCGCCCCGCCGACCAUUGGCCUCUCCUUUGCCGGCGCCAACUUUGACAUUCUGCCCGAGGCGCUGGCGUUUGCCAGCGACGGCGACAACUGCACCGCCGCGGUGCACGGGUCCGACGCCUUCGGGGACAAUUGGCUCGUCGGCCAGGCGUUUUUCCAGGGGCGCUACGUCGACCACAACGUCGCCGACGGGACCAUGGGCUUUGCCGACCUCAAGUGA